AUGUCAUCCCAGCCCAUCAACUAUUCGGUCUGCAGUGAAGAUGUUGACGAUGGUUCUCGCAACAUCCUCCUCGGAAUUGCCUCACAAUUGACGAAAGGCAUGGAUCUUCAUCGGGUUACUUUACCUACAUUUGUGCUGGAAUCGCGUAGUAUGGUAGAGCGCAUAACAGAUUUCAUGUCCCAUCCCAAUCUUAUUCUAAAUGCCAAUGAAAUUGACGAUCCACUCGAGCGCUUUAUUGCUGUCGUUCGUUAUUUUCUCUCUGGAUGGCAUAUCAGACCAAGGGGUGUGAAGAAGCCUUACAACCCCGUAUUGGGAGAAUUCUUCCGUUGUCGUUACUCUUACGAGGACGGUACAGAAGGUUUUUACCUUUCCGAGCAGGUUUCUCAUCAUCCUCCGGUUUCUUCUUAUUUUUACACCUGUCCCGAGCACCACAUCACAGUUACUGGUGAUAUUAAGCCUAAAUCUAGAUUUCUUGGCAACAGUGUGGCUACACUUAUGCAAGGAGAUACUCAGUUGAUUCUUGAGAAGCGUUUUAACGAGAGAUAUGAUAUAAGGAUGCCUAAUGUCUACGCACGAGGAAUCUUAUUUGGAACAAUGACAAUGGAACUGGGUGACACCUCAACAGUUCGGUGUAUCACGAGCGAUCUGAUCUGCGAAUUAGAAUUCAAGACCAAAGGGUUUUUCUCGGGCCAAUGGAAUUCAGUUGUAGGAAAGAUCAAGAAGGAAAGCACCCAAGAGUUAUUAUGCGAAAUCACAGGUCAAUGGUCAAAUGAAACUAUGAUCAAGUACUGCAAAACCAAUGUCAAGAAGCCGUUCUUUGAUGUAAAAACCGCGACAUUAUUUCCCAAAUCUGUUCCACCAGAAACUGACCAGGAGAGGCUUGAAUCCAGACGUCUCUGGAGUGCUUUGACAGCAGCAAUCCAAAGUCGUGAUAUGGAUAAGGCCACAGAAGAAAAAACGUUUAUAGAAGAUGAGCAGAGACAAGCUACAAAAGAGCGCGAAGAGCAUGGUAUUCCUUGGAAACCUCGAUUCUUCGACAUAGAGCAUGAUGAAUACAUAUUCAAGGGACUUGCACAGUGA
Messenger RNA from Phycomyces blakesleeanus NRRL 1555(-), 1080 nucleotides. RefSeq lists its product as hypothetical. Gene Ontology annotation, cellular component: cytosol; intracellular membrane-bounded organelle; membrane. The transcript is spliced from 8 exons. Lineage: Eukaryota; Fungi; Mucoromycota; Mucoromycetes; Mucorales; Phycomycetaceae. Bases 1 to 1080 code for a protein of 359 amino acids. The record is from RefSeq and is a predicted model, not a curated record. Gene Ontology annotation, molecular function: sterol binding.